AUGGACAACGUUUACUCUGCUACGUAUUCAGGAAAUGCGGUGUAUGAGUUUGUUCAUGCUUCAGGAUCUGUGAUGAGAAGAAGGUCUGAUGGUUGGGUAAAUGCUACACAUAUAUUGAAAACUGCAAAUUUUCCAAAGGCAAAACGUACAAGAAUAUUAGAAAGAGAUGUUCAAACAGGUGUUCAUGAAAAAGUUCAAGGUGGUUAUGGUAAAUAUCAAGGUACUUGGGUUCCAUUGGAUAGAGCUAGAGAUAUCGCUGAACAAUUUGGUGUACAUCGUAUAUUAGCUCCAUUAUUCGAUUUUGAAAAAACAAAUGGUGCAAAUUCACCACCUCCAGCUCCAAAACAUCAUCAUGCUUCUAAAAAUAAUUCAAUAGCUGGUAUUGAAAAACCUGCUUCUACAAAGAAAAGUAUAGCUAAAAAAUCUGCAAGUAUGCCUGUUGCUAUAAAUAAAGAAUCAACACCAUCAUCAGUAACGAAAAAAAGAGGUCGUCCAAGAAGAUUAAAUCCACCAAAAGUUCCAAAUCCAAAUACUGGUGUCUUUGUUGGCAAAAGAUUAAGUGGUAAUGAAUCUCAAAAUGGAAUUAAUGAUGAUAGUCUGGCUUCAUCACCACCAGAUUCAACAACUUUACAAACAAAAGAUGAAGAUUUAGAAAGUGAAGAAGAAUUAAAUAUAGAGGAUGGUAUAUCAAGUGAGAUUGAUGAAACUUCAAACCUACAUUUCCUAGGAUCAUCAUCUUCACCAAGUGAUUUCCUUUCAGAAUCAGAUUUGAUGAAUGCACUACGAUCACCAGAUCAAAGAAUAAAUAGAUCAGCAAGAGAAAGUUUAGAAAAAGCCAUAAAUUCACAUACAGGAAACGUAAGGAAUCAUCAAAAUGAUAGAUGGCUUGAUGCUAACUCUGAAUAUGUUGCUAGAUUAUUAGAAUAUUUCACUUCACCUGAUGAUGAUCAUGAUCAUGAUUCAAAAGUUCCAGAUUUCUUAAUACAUCCACCUGAAGGUUUGAAUGUUGAUCAACAAGUUGAUGACGAAGGUCAUACGGCUUUCCAUUGGGCUUGCUCAAUGGGUAAUCCACAAGCUGCUGAAGCUUUGAUAAAUCUGGGUGCAAAUUAUAGAGCUGUAAAUAAUUCAGGUGAAACUCCAUUGAUGAGAGCUGUAUUAUUUACAAAUUCAUUUAAUAAGAAAUCGUUCCCAAGAUUAAUAGAGUUAUUAAGUGAAAGUAUAUUUGAUUUUGAUUCAACUCAUAAAACUGUUUUACAUCAUAUUGCUGCUGGUGCAACUUCUAAAAUACGGAUACAAUCAGCAUUAUAUUAUAUGGAAUUUUUAUUGGGUAAAUUAGCUGAAAUUCAAUCACCAGAAAGAUUACAAGGUUAUUUGAAUUUACAAGAUAAUAAUGGUGAUACUGCAUUACAUUUAUGUGCUAAAACAGGUAAUAGAAAAUGUAUCAAAUUAUUAUUAGAUUAUAAAGCCAAAACAAAUUUGAAAAAUAAUCAAGGUUUAAUUGCAUCAGAAAUUUUAUUAAGUAAUAAUCAUGUUACACCAAAAGUUCAACAAAGAUAUGAGACCCAUUUAAGAAAUCAAGCUGCUAUAACACAACCAGUAACUACAGCAUCAACAUAUAAUAUUGCACAACCACAUAUUUCAGAAGCUGCUAUUGAAGCUACUCAUAAAGUUAGUGAUUUUUUGAUUGAAUCAUUAAAUGAAUUAUCAAAUGCAUAUGAUUAUGAAUUACAACGUAAAGAAUCUGAUGUUUCUGAAGUUCAAGAAUUAUUGAAGAAUAUGAAUGAUGAAAUUGAAUUGAUUAGUAUUAAAACAAAAGAGUACAUUGGUGAAGAUUUAGAUCAGACUCAAUUAAAUCAACGUGUUCAACUUAUAGAAGAUCAAGUUAAACGUCAAGAAUUAAUUGCACAAUCAAAAGAAAAGAGAUUAAAUAAUCUUGUUGAAAAAAUUCAACAUAAUGAACUUUCAAAACUUUUUAAAAAUUAUUCAAAUGCCUUAGUUCAAUCUGAAAAUUUAAGCUCGAAUUUUGAUGAUGCAAUUCAAUUAACUCAAUUACAACUACAAAGAAAACGAUUAGUUAAAGAAAUGAUUGAUCUAUUUGCUGGUGUUAAUGGAUCAAAUGAAAAAAUGCAAAAAUAUACAAGAUUGAUUUCUGCAUGUUCAGAUGUUGAGUUUAGUCAAGUUCCAAAUAAAUUAGAUGAUUUGUUACAUGAGAUUGAAAAAAAUCCUUAA
This is a messenger RNA of Hansenula ciferrii, 2229 nucleotides long. RefSeq names its product transcription factor MBP1 (gene MBP1). NCBI's taxonomy places the organism in Eukaryota, Fungi, Ascomycota, Saccharomycetes, Phaffomycetales, Wickerhamomycetaceae. The record is from RefSeq and is a predicted model, not a curated record. The transcript has a single exon. Gene Ontology annotation, cellular component: SBF transcription complex; MBF transcription complex. The coding region runs from base 1 to 2229 and encodes 742 amino acids. Gene Ontology annotation, molecular function: protein binding; transcription regulator activity; DNA binding.